AUGUGCAACAGCAGCUCCGUCAGGCACUUCCUCCUGCUGGCAUUGGCAGACACGUGGCAGCUGCAGCUCCUGCACUUCUGUCUCUUGCUGGGCAUCUCCCUGGCUGCCCUCCUGGGCAACGGCCUCAUCAUCAGCGCCGUAGCCUGCGGCCACCACCUGCACACGCCCAUGUUCUUCUUCCUGCUCAACCUGGCCCUCACUGACCUGGGCUCCAUCUGCACCACUGUCCCCAAAGCCAUGCACAAUUCCCUCUGGGACACCAGGGACAUCUCCUACACUGGAUGUGCUGCACAGCUGUUUCUGUUUUUGUUUUUCUUCUCAGCAGAGGUUUCCCUCCUGACCAUCAUGUGCUACGACCGCUACGUGUCCAUCUGCAAACCCCUGCACUACGGGACCCUCCUGGGCAGCAGAGCUUGUGCCCACAUGGCAGCAGCUGCCUGGGCCAGUGCCUUCCUCAAUGCUCUGGUGCACACAGCCAAUACAUUUUCCCUGCCCCUGUGCCGUGGCAAUUCCCUGGGCCAGUUCUGUGAAAUCCCAGAGAUUCUCACACUCUCCUGCUGCAAAUCCUACCUCAGGGAACUUGGGCUCCUUGUGCUAAGUGCUCUUCUAUUCUUUGCUUGUUUUGUUUUCAUUGUUUUCUCCUAUGUGCAGAUCUUCAGGGCCGUGCUGAGGAUCCCCUCUGAGCAGGGACGGCACAAAGCCUUUUCCACCUGCCUCCCUCACCUGGCUGUGGUCUCCCUGUUUCUCAGCACUGGGUUUUUUGCCUACCUGAAGCCCCCCUCCAUCUCCUCCCCAUCUCUGGAUCUGGCCCUGUCAGUUCUGUACUCAGUGGUGCCUCCGGCCCUGAACCCACUCAUCUACAGCCUGAGGAACCAGGAGCUCAAGGAGGCCCUGAGAAAAUUGAUUGUACUGUAUUUUCAGAAGCAUUUCAGAACCAUUUUCUGA
This is a messenger RNA of Melospiza melodia melodia, 945 nucleotides long. Its product is annotated as olfactory receptor 14A16-like. Gene Ontology annotation, cellular component: plasma membrane. Gene Ontology annotation, molecular function: olfactory receptor activity; G protein-coupled receptor activity. The record is from RefSeq and is a predicted model, not a curated record. Gene Ontology annotation, biological process: detection of chemical stimulus involved in sensory perception of smell; G protein-coupled receptor signaling pathway. Bases 1 to 945 code for a protein of 314 amino acids. NCBI's taxonomy places the organism in Eukaryota, Metazoa, Chordata, Aves, Passeriformes, Passerellidae. The transcript has a single exon.